Molecule: messenger RNA, 642 nt
Organism: Eremothecium gossypii ATCC 10895
Lineage: Eukaryota; Fungi; Ascomycota; Saccharomycetes; Saccharomycetales; Saccharomycetaceae
Gene: IRC19
Product: Irc19p
Exons: 1
Coding region: 1-642 (213 amino acids)
Biological process (GO): ascospore formation
Source: RefSeq, marked provisional
AUGUUACCGCUCGCGAUACCUCCGAAUAAUAUAGUGCGAGCAAUGUCGUCUCCCAAUGCUACCGGUCCACUCAUGCGGACCUCUAAGGCAAUUAUAACCAGUAACUACACUCUGCUAACUGAUAAGACUCCUUACCUGCUUCCCGUAUGUUUUAAUGAGAGUUGCAGGGCCGAACAAGUGAGAAUGCUCUAUCGUCGCUUCUUCCGGCUUCGACCUUUGGUAGCCCAGCGUGCAAUGAUAAAAGAGAGCUAUACGAAUUAUAUUAGGGUGAAGUUUAGUGAGGAUUAUGCAUUAAAACGCCGGCAAGCGUUGCCGCAGAAUACGUGCCCGGUACUAGAUGCCAUAGAGGCUGGCCGUCGGUCGCUGACCUUUAUCCUGAAGGCUGUAUCUGAGAUAGAGGAUGCAGACAGCAAUCCGGAACUUGCAUACGACAACUAUAUAUGUCGGAAGAUUCUGAAGAACGUACUUACUCUGGAAUACCAGCGGGAGCGCCUUGAGUUCAAAAAUCCCAAAAGGAAGCAGAUACUACGCCAAAACUACGAAUACUUAGACGCCAAGUAUCAUGAUCCUAAAUAUACAUCAUUAAGGAAUGCUGACGUAUCCAUUAUACAUUUUAAUGAGACAUUGGGAACUAGGCUAUAA